UGCCCUUUGCUGCCAAGUAACGCAAUUUCGUAACCUUCUACCGAGAGAUAUUCCCACAGAGAGAAACACCACCACCAAAAAUUAUGGCGGCCACAGUCUCUUCUCCUUGGGGCAAGGCCGGCGCGUGGGCUCUCGACGCUGAAGAACAUGAGGAGGAACUCCGUCAACAACCAUUGGUUUCUCAAAACAAUACUGAUUCUGCUUCCGGUGAGUCUGAAUUCCCUUCCUUAGCAGCCGCCGCCGCCACAAAACAGCCUAAGAAGAAGAAGAACCAAACUCUUUCAUUAGCCGAAUUCUCGGCUAAGGCUUCUCAGCCAAGCCAACAAUCUAGAAGCCUUACCCAUGAAGAUCUUCUCAAUCUCCCGACCGGGCCACGCCAACGCUCCGCUGAAGAGCUCGACCGUACUAGGCUUGGCGGAGGUUUCAAAUCGUAUGGCAUGAAUAACCGAAGCGGUGACGAUUCGUCUAAUUCUAGAUGGGGCGGUGGUAAUUCUAGGGUUUCAAGUAGGGAUAGGGACGCGAGCAGAGAAUUGGCGCCCUCUCGCGCUGAUGAGAUCGAUGAUUGGUCAAAGACGAAGAAAUCACCGGUAGGGAAUGGCUAUGAAAGGAGAGAGAGGGGUUCGUUCUUUGAUUCGCUGUCAAAAGCUGAUGAAUCGGACAGUUGGGUAGCGAAUAAGCCAACGGAGUCACGGAGAUUUGGUGCUACUAAUGGUGGAUUUGAAAGGAGAGGGAGUUUCGAUUCUUUAUCCAGAGAUAGACAUGGUUCUAAUAGCGGUGCUGGUGGUGCUGAUUCGGACAGCUGGGGAAGGAAGAGAGAGGAUACUAAUAUAACAGGAACUGCAAGGCCGAAGCUUGUAUUGCAGCCACGUAGCUUGCCUGUAAAUGAUAACGGCACCGCAGCGAAACCAAAAGGAUCGAACCCAUUUGGGGAUGCGAGGCCGAGAGAGGAAGUGUUGGCUGAGAAAGGAAAGGACUGGAAAGAGAUUGAUGAGAAGCUGGAAUCUGUCAAGAUCAACGGUAAUAAAGAAAUGGAAAGAGGCAAUUCCACUUCUUUUGGGAAGCGGAGCUUUGGGCGUGGGGGUUCUGGUAAUGAGCAUGUGGAGAGGAGCUGGAGGAAGCCUGAUUCAAUUGAUUCCGGUUCUCGUCCCCAGAGUGCUGAGCAAAUUGAGGAUGGCUCUGAAAAUGAUCAGCUUACUGAGGACGGACGUUCUGAAGGAAAUUGAAGGAGAUUCACUCGUGAGAUUCUGAGGAUUGGAAAAGGGGAAAAGAAACAAAUGAAAGAGAAGAGAGCACUGAGUUUUGUUAAGUAGUCAAAGAUGUUUUGUCUCAUUACUUAUUUGUAUGAGUUUUGCCACAACCGUUAUGACUGUCAAAUACAGUGUGGAGAUAAUUUUGAUAGGCUUAAAGUAAUUUUAACAUUGAUUUGUCAUUGAUUCUAUAGCUUUUUUCUGUAGUUUGGAAUUAAGAACUGUCUGUUAUUACACUGUUUAAGUUAUUCUUGUUCAGUUUUGACCGUGUGUUCGUCCAGAGCUUGUAAUUUCUUUUUCUGGUUGCAAGUUUCUGCCUGUAUUAAAUCAGUUGUUACUUGUGCAUAAUAUUAUCUCUCUGGUUUCUUCGUGUUUCCAA
This is a messenger RNA of Jatropha curcas, 1626 nucleotides long. RefSeq names its product glycine-rich protein. NCBI's taxonomy places the organism in Eukaryota, Viridiplantae, Streptophyta, Magnoliopsida, Malpighiales, Euphorbiaceae. The record is from RefSeq and is a predicted model, not a curated record. Gene Ontology annotation, molecular function: translation initiation factor activity; mRNA binding.